Messenger RNA from Schistocerca americana (American grasshopper), 1926 nucleotides. It is a transcript of the gene Tdc2, whose product is annotated as aromatic-L-amino-acid decarboxylase. Gene Ontology annotation, biological process: amino acid metabolic process. Gene Ontology annotation, molecular function: carboxy-lyase activity; pyridoxal phosphate binding. The transcript has 11 exons. The coding region runs from base 1 to 1926 and encodes 641 amino acids. NCBI's taxonomy places the organism in Eukaryota, Metazoa, Arthropoda, Insecta, Orthoptera, Acrididae. The record is from RefSeq and is a predicted model, not a curated record.
AUGGACGUGAACGAGUUCCGGGUGCGCGGCAAGGAGAUGGUGGACUACAUCUGCGAGUACAUGGAGACGCUGGACAAGCGGCGCGUCACACCCAGCAUCGAACCGGGCUACCUGCGGCCGCUGCUACCGGAGGAGGCUCCGCAGGAACCCGAGGACUGGACGGACAUCAUGCGCGACGUCGAGUCCAAGAUCAUGCCGGGGGUGACGCACUGGCAGCACCCCAGGUUCCACGCGUACUUUCCAUCCGGCAACUCGUACCCGUCCAUCCUGGGGGACAUGCUGUGUGACGCCAUCGGGUGCAUCGGCUUCUCCUGGGCGGCGAGUCCCGCAUGCACAGAGCUGGAGACAAUCGUACUAGAUUGGCUUGGGAAGGCGAUAGGCUUGCCGAACGAGUUCCUCGCAUUUGCCGAAGGCAGCAAAGGAGGCGGUGUCAUUCAGACGUCCGCGAGCGAGUGCGUGCUGGUGACGAUGCUGGCGGCGCGCGCGCAGGCCAUCCGCCGGCUGAAGCAGCAGCAGCCGCUGGCCGAGGAGGCCUCUCUGCUGGCGCGCCUCAUCGGCUACUGCUCCAAGGAGUCGCACUCCUGCGUCGAGAAGGCCGCCAUGAUCUGCUUCGUGCGGCUGCGCAUCCUCGAGCCCGACGACAAGUGCUGUCUGCGCGGCGAGACCCUCAGACAGGCGAUGGAGGAGGACGAGGCGCUGGGCCACAUCCCGUUCUUCGUGUCGACGACGCUGGGCACGACGUCGUGCUGCUCGUUCGACGACCUGCAGGAGAUCGGGCCGGUGUGCCGCAGCUUCCCGUGCGUGUGGCUGCACGUGGACGGCGCGUACGCCGGCAACGCCUUCAUCUGCCCCGAGCUGAAGCCGCUGCUGCGCGGCAUCGAGUACGCCGACUCGUUCAACACCAACCCCAACAAGUGGCUGCUCGUCAACUUCGACUGCUCGACCAUGUGGGUGCGCGACCGCAUCCGGCUGACGUCGGCGCUCGUGGUGGACCCGCUGUACCUGCAGCACGGGUACUCGGACGCCACCAUCGACUACCGCCACUGGGGCGUGCCGCUGUCGCGCCGCUUCCGCUCGCUCAAGCUGUGGUUCGUGCUGCGCUCGUACGGCAUCAGCGGCCUGCAGGCCUACAUCAGGCACCACAUCGAGCUCGCCAAGGCGUUCGAGGCGCUCGUGCGCAAGGACUCGCGCUUCGAGGUCUGCAACGAGGUCAAGCUGGGCCUGGUUUGCUUCCGGCUGCGCGGCUCGGACCAGCUGAACCAGAAGCUGCUGGGCACGAUCAACGCGUCGGGGCGCCUCCACAUGGUGCCCGCCUCCGUCAACGACAAGUACGUGAUCCGCUUCUGCGCCGUCGCGCAGAACGCCACCCACGCCGACGUCGACCAUGCGUGGGACGUCAUCACUGAAAUCGCCACUGAGCUGCUGGAGACCUACAACGUGGAGAAAGAUCAGCCGGAACCAGUGGACGAGGUGUUGGACCUGGAGGACCGGAAGAAGCGCGAGACGCUGGCGUACAAGCGCUCCUUCUUCGUGCGGAUGGUGAGCGACCCCAAGCUGUACAACCCCAAGAUCGCCAAGAGCCUGCCCGGCAAGCGGCACCGCCACCUCAGCGACCGUGGCGCCACCGUCGACAACGGCGUCUCCAUCAACGCGCCGCCCCAGGCUUCCUGGAUCAGCUGGCCGUUAGCGUUCCUCUUCCAAGGCGUCCUGGAUGACUCUAAUGAAGUCCCUCUUAGGUUCCGGCACCUGGACACGAUGGUGCGGCUGAAGGCGCAGCGCGGCAGCAACAGCGGCCAGGGCAGCGGCUCCUCCAAGUCGCCCUCCCCGGAGCACGAGAGGGACCGGGAUAAGGAGCGCGACAAGUCGCCGCGCCGCUCCCCCAUCAUGGGCCGGCGCCAGCCGUCGCCCUGCAAGGAGCACCACUGA